AUGGCCAAGCACCAUCCAGACUUGAUCAUGUGCAUGAAGCAGCCCGGCAUAGCCAUCGGCCGCCUGUGUGAGAAAUGCGACGGCAAGUGCCCCAUCUGCGACUCUUACGUGCGGCCAGCUACCCUUGUGCGGGUCUGCGAUGAGUGCAAUUAUGGCAGCUACGAGGGCCGCUGCGUCAUCUGCGGGGGCGUGGGCGUGAGCGACGCCUACUACUGCAAGGAGUGCACCCUCCAGGAAAAGGACAUCAUCAACCUGGGGUCCGCAAAAACAGACCUGUUCUACCACCGGAAGGCGUACGGCUUCAACGCACACUGA
Molecule: messenger RNA, 315 nt
Organism: Monoraphidium neglectum
Lineage: Eukaryota; Viridiplantae; Chlorophyta; Chlorophyceae; Sphaeropleales; Selenastraceae
Product: PHD finger-like domain-containing protein 5A
Exons: 4
Coding region: 1-315 (104 amino acids)
Biological process (GO): mRNA splicing, via spliceosome
Cellular component (GO): U12-type spliceosomal complex; U2 snRNP; catalytic step 2 spliceosome
Source: RefSeq, a predicted model, not a curated record